Molecule: messenger RNA, 1260 nt
Organism: Bombina bombina (fire-bellied toad)
Lineage: Eukaryota; Metazoa; Chordata; Amphibia; Anura; Bombinatoridae
Gene: SNRNP27
Product: small nuclear ribonucleoprotein U4/U6.U5 subunit 27
Exons: 7
Coding region: 92-652 (186 amino acids)
Biological process (GO): RNA splicing
Cellular component (GO): precatalytic spliceosome
Source: RefSeq, a predicted model, not a curated record
CCGGAAGUUGUUAUAUUCAUAGGGAUUGGUGGUUGCGCUCUUUCUAGAAUCAGUAUCUCUCUGGAAGAUUCGCCUUUUGUUAGAGCUCAGAAUGGGGAGAAGCCGGAGCCGCUCACCGGAUAGGAGGAGAGACCGCAGACGUUCCAGAUCCUCGUCUAGAGAUCGAGAAAGGAGAAGGAGAGAACGUUCCAGAUCAAGGGAGAGACGUAGGAGCCGCUCUCGUUCCCCUCACCGACGCAGAUCAAGGUCUCCCCGAAGACACAGGACAAUCUCACGCUCCCCAGGUAGGCUGAAAGAUAGACGUGAUGAGGACAAGAGAGACUCUCGGGAAGGAGUGUCUAAGGAACGAAAAAUAACUGAGGAAGAUCUGGAAGGGAAGACAGAAGAAGAAAUUGAAAUGUUAAAAAUAAUGGGCUUUAGUGCCUUUGAUACCACAAAGGGGAAGAAACUAGAGGGAUCAGUCAAUGCAUAUGCCAUAAAUGUGUCUCAGAAGAGAAAAUACAGCCGGACAAAUACGAGCUGUGACAGGGAAGUGACGUCACACUCUCAGUGGAACGGAGCACAGACACGCUUGCACGGACGGAAUCACAGGCAGCGGCGGUUUGAGGAGGGGAGCGGACGAAAGGAACCGGAGCCCUACAGGAGGCGAUAAGGGUUGAUUCCUCCCCCAGGACCGGGCACUUGUGACAAGCAAUAUAUGAACAGAAAAGGCGGAUUCAACAGACCAUUAGACUUCAUUGCGUAAAACAAAGAUGUGAGGAGAAGGAUGAUUCAACAACUUUGCUCCAAAAUAAUACGGAUGAGCUAACUCUCCCAAACAUUACUUCUUCUUCUUUUUUUUUUUUUUUGUUUUGUUGUUGUUGCUGUUUGCCAGUAUAAGUUUUUUUUUUUUUUUUUUUAGUUUUUUGUUUUCUUUUGAAGAAAACCUAUCUAGGAAAACCUUGCUGGACCUAUAACAAGUUUAUGGGGUGUAUUAGAUAUUAACCUUUGUAUCACAAUACAUCUCUUAACUAUAAAUUUUAUUAUUGGCUCUCAACUAUUGAAAUUGUAUAAUUAAACCUCCCUGCAGAGUAUUGUGUACCUGACUGUAAGACACUGCUGGGUUCUCUAAUAAGAUAUUGAAGAUUAAUAUUGCUGUAAGGUAUGUGGUUAAUGUUGUGCAGUUUCAAUAUUGUAUUUUGUGAUUAUUUUUUUUAACCUAUUUUUUGUUUUUGUUUUGUUUUUAUGACACGCAUAACUAAUAAAAACAAAAAUGCUUAA